Aspergillus niger is the source of this 954-nucleotide messenger RNA. RefSeq lists its product as uncharacterized. The transcript has 4 exons. Gene Ontology annotation, molecular function: hydrolase activity, acting on ester bonds. Lineage: Eukaryota; Fungi; Ascomycota; Eurotiomycetes; Eurotiales; Aspergillaceae. The coding region runs from base 1 to 954 and encodes 317 amino acids. The record is from RefSeq and is a predicted model, not a curated record.
AUGACUGGUAUCCCCACAGUCACAGCCAGACCAUGGACCCAACGACCAAGAGCAGAAAACUCAACCACGAAUCCCACCUACUUCUUCACUUUGUGCGCCCAACCAUUCCCCUCUACACCCCCAACCCACAUAACUAAUAAUAUCGAUGAUGAAGGAAUCGGCACCACAACCAACGGCCCCAACUGGAUCGGCUACCUAACCACAACCGAAAACGCCUCCUUAGUGCUUUCCUACAACCUCGCCGCGGGCGGUGCCACAAUCGACAAUGCCCUGGUUCCUGCAUACCCGGGUGACCUUGCAUCACAGUUCCGGCUAUUCGAGGAUGUGUAUGCUGAUAAGCCGGCCUCGGCACCCUGGAGUGCAGAGGAUGCGGUAUUUGGGGUGUGGAUUGGGAUUAAUGAGUAUAUUCUUCCUCCUCCUCCUCCUCCUCCUCCUCCUCCUCCUCCUCUUCUUCUUCAUUCCCCGGAUUGUCCAUAUACGGGAGGGGGGUGUUAUAUAGGAAACGCGUAUUACUCUACCGAUGCGGAGACAUACACACCCAAGUUAAUCUCCAGAUUGGAAAGUCUAGUGGAAGAGGUAUACAAGAACGGGGGCAGGAAAUUCCUGUUCCUGAAUGUGCCGCCGACGAGUCGCAGUCCGUUGUUUUUGGAGCAGGGAGAGGAGGUGGUGAAGCAGCAUGCGGAGUAUUUGAGUGUUUAUAAUGAGAAUUUGGAGGGAAUGGUGGAUGAUUUUACUAAGAAGAAGGGAGAUGUAACGACUGUCUUGUAUGACUCGUGGUCAUUCAUGACGAAGAUCCUGGAUGAUCCGACAGCGUAUGGAUUCCCCGAUGCGACGUGUAUCAAUGAUGAUGGGACGUCGUGUAUCUGGUGGAAUAAUUAUCAUCCCGGGAUGAAGUAUCAUCUUUUGCAGGCUGAGGAUAUGAAGCCGAAGUUGAGGAAGUUGGGAGGGUGGUAG